Molecule: messenger RNA, 765 nt
Organism: Geosmithia morbida
Lineage: Eukaryota; Fungi; Ascomycota; Sordariomycetes; Hypocreales; Bionectriaceae
Product: isopentenyl-diphosphate Delta-isomerase
Exons: 3
Coding region: 1-765 (254 amino acids)
Biological process (GO): isoprenoid biosynthetic process; isopentenyl diphosphate biosynthetic process
Cellular component (GO): cytoplasm
Molecular function (GO): isopentenyl-diphosphate delta-isomerase activity
Source: RefSeq, a predicted model, not a curated record
AUGUCGACGACAACCGUCACCACGACGGCCGAGACCAUCACGGCCGACACCCUGCUGCGACUCUUCCCAGACAUCGACACGAGCUCCGAGGCCCUCGACGGUCACGAUGAGGAGCAGAUCCGUCUGAUGGACGAGGUCUGUAUCGUCCUGGAUUACGACGAUGCACCCAUCGGCAAGGCCAGCAAGAAGAUUUGCCACCUCAUAUCCAACAUUGACAAGGGUCUCCUCCACCGUGCCUUCUCCGUCUUCCUGUUCAACGAGAAUAACGAGCUCCUCCUCCAGCAGCGUGCCUCGGAGAAGAUCACAUUCCCCGACAUGUGGACUAACACCUGCUGCUCUCACCCUCUGGCCGUUUCUGGCGAGACGGGAUCCACGCUUCCCGAGGCCAUAGAGGGUGCCAAGCGCGCCGCCCAGCGCAAGCUCGACCAGGAACUGGGCAUCAAGAACGAUCAGGUCCCCAUUGACAAGUUCAAGUUCCUCACCCGUAUCCACUACAAGGCUCCCAGCGACGGAAAGUGGGGAGAGCACGAGAUCGACUACAUACUCUUCAUCAAGGCCAAAGUUGACGUCCACCCGAACGAGAACGAAGUCCAGGCCACCCAGUACGUCACGCCUGAUAGCCUCAAAAAGCAGCUCGAUGACCCCAGCCUCACCUUCACGCCCUGGUUCAAGCUCAUCUGCCACACUAUGCUCUUUGAGUGGUGGGAGCACCUCGACUCUGGUCUCGACGCCUACCUCGGCGAAACGGACAUUCGCCGCAUGUGA